Molecule: messenger RNA, 1563 nt
Organism: Penicillium cinerascens
Lineage: Eukaryota; Fungi; Ascomycota; Eurotiomycetes; Eurotiales; Aspergillaceae
Product: cytochrome P450
Exons: 2
Coding region: 1-1563 (520 amino acids)
Molecular function (GO): oxidoreductase activity, acting on paired donors, with incorporation or reduction of molecular oxygen; monooxygenase activity; iron ion binding
Source: RefSeq, a predicted model, not a curated record
AUGGCGCUUCUCAGUCUUUUAUAUUCUCCAUAUGUUCUUGUGGCCUUGCCGAUAUGGCUGGUCCUGUACUAUGUACUUCCGUACUUCACGGCAUACCGCUAUCUUGCCCGUGUGCCAGGGCCACUCGUUGCAAAAUUUAGUAAUAUAUGGGUCGGCCUCGGUGCUCGACAAGGCAAGAAGUUUGCUAGAGUCGAUUCGGCGCACCGGAAAUACGGCAAAGUUGUUCGUAUCGGAUUCAACCAUGUGUCCGUCGCCGAUGAGCGAGCCUUGAACGUCGUAUAUGGACACGGCAAUGGCUUCUUGAAAGAUCAUUACUAUGAAGCAUUUGUGGCCAAGACACCGGGCAUGUUCAACGUUCGCGACCGCGCCGAGCACACACGCAAACGUAAGAUUAUUUCGCACGCCUUCUCGCCCAGAUCCGUUGCUGAGUUCGAGUCACACAUGACGGCCAACUUACAGCGCUGGGUGAUACAGUUGGACCGGAUUGCCUCAUCACAAUCGCCAACCAACGAGAAAGGCGAUUUCAGUCGGUUCAACGCGAUGCCCUGGUUUAGUUAUCUCGCUUUUGAUAUCAUCGGUGACCUGGCCUUUGGCUCCCCAUUUGGCAUGGUAAACAAGGGCAAGGAUGAGGCCGAGAGUCAGCUUGUGCCUGGUGGCCCUGUUUCAUAUGCGCCUGCGGUCGAUGUAUUGAACAGACGAGGCGAAAUCUCCUCCACUCUGGGCUUUCUUCCGUCUCUCCGUCCUAUUGCACGCUAUUUGCCUGAUCCGUUCUUUACCAAGGGUGUUGCAGCCGUGGAGAUUCUGACCGGCAUUGCGGUCGCUGCUGUUGCGGCACGAUUAGACGCGGUGGAGAAAGGAAUUGUCGAUGAUCGCAACGAUAUUCUCUCACGCUUGCUGCAGGCCAAGGAUGCCAAUGGACAGCCAAUGGGGCGCACUGAGCUCACAGCGGAGGCGCUGACACAGCUCAUCGCUGGCUCAGAUACAAUCUCCAAUACGGCGUGUGCUGUCUUCUACUGGAUUCUCCAUGGCGAACGCAGCGCCCCUGGAAACAUUAUUUCUCGACUCCAACGCGAACUAGACGGUUCAAUUGGCACUAGCUCUAAAGUAGUCCAUUACUCCCAAGUCAAAGAUCUUCCUUUCCUACGCCGCUGCAUUGACGAAGGAAUGCGUCUACAUUCCACAUCAGCACUUGGUCUCCCACGUCUAGUCGCUGAGGGCCCCGGUGUUGAAUUCGACGAAUACUAUUUCCCGCCUGGGACCGUGCUCUCGGUGCCAUCUUAUACUAUCCACCACAUGGAGGAGAUAUGGGGCCCCGACGUAGAAGAGUUCAACCCUGAUCGCUGGCUGGAUUUGACUACGCGACAGAAAGUCGGAUUCAACCCUUUCUCAUACGGCCCGCGUGCUUGCGUGGGACAAAAUGUGGCUAUCAUGGAGCUGCAGCUGAUUAUUGGGACUUUGUUCUAUCGAUAUGACUUUGCGCUGUAUCAGCAGGUUAUGGAGUCGCAUGAAGGUUUCUCGAAGAAGCCGAAGGAAUGCCUUGCAGGUAUUCGACUGAGAAUAUAG